AUGCGCUUUCUCCCACUCAUGCCGUCGGGGAUCCGUCUGUUCUCGAGCUUCUCGAGGACAUCUCCACCGUCCACAACCGUGACCUUGGGACCAACUCCGCAGACCCUGCUCCUGCCGCAGAGGAUGCGCCUGCGGACGACAGCCUUGCCUCGCCUGGAGGAGUCAGCCCUCCUGAGCCGGGUGACGGUGCAUCAUCACCGGCCGCAUCGUUGUCUGCUCCUGCUCCGGCCGGUUCAUUAUCCAGUCCUGCGACGCCGCCUGGAGCGUCGGGUACUGGUUCUGCUGCAGUUGGCGCUACAUCGCGGGGUGGUUCUGCGCGUGGACGUGGUUCAUCUCGUGGUGGCAGUGACGCCCGCGGUGGCUCUUCGCGUGGUGCAUCUACGCGUGGUGGGCGUGGCUCGGAAGCACGGGCUUCACCGGACGCAACGAAGUGGAACGCAGCCGCUGAAGCGCGAGAUGAAAAGCCUCAGCAACCGCAAGGUCUACAAGCUCGUCCCGCGCUCGGCCGUCCCUCCGGGAAGGAAGCGCAUCAAGUCCAAGUGGGUGUUCAAACGCAAGGCCGACGGGACUUUCAAGGGACGUGUCGUGGCCCAGGGUUGGAACCAAGUUCCCGGACUCGACUGCGGCAGCACCUACGCUCCAGUGUGCAGGAUCCAGAGCGUGCGAAUGGUGGCGUGCAUCACAGUUGAGUUCAACCUCAUCUUCGAUCAGAUGGAUGUUUCUACCGCUUUCCUCUACGCGGACAUCCAAGAAGAAGUGUUCGUGGAACAACCACCCGGUUUCGAGGUCAAGGACAAGGAUGGAGGUGACAUGGUAAUGAAGCUGAAUAAGAGUCUCUACGGACUUGCUCAAAGCCCAGGCAACUGGUUCAACACCAUCGAUCCCGUGCUCGUCGAGAUUGGAUUCGUCGCACUCAAGUCAGACCCGUGCGUGUAUUUGUACGAUCACAACGGGGCCAAGAUCUACCUGACUCUCUACGUCGAUGACCUUCUACUGGCCGGCAACGACUCUGACGCCAUUAAGCAUCUCUUGUCCUCGGGAUGGAAAUUAGGAGGGAUCGCGAGGCAGNAAGGGAAGUUGCAAAAGCGCUUCAAAAUGACCGACCUGGGGGAAGCAUCUUUUGCCCUCGGGAUGAAAAUUAGGAGGGAUCGCGAGGCAAAUACCUUGACCAUUUCCCAGGAAGCGUACUGCAAAUCAAUCCUUGAACGGUUUGGGAUGUCGGGCUCCAAGCCGACCAGUACACCUGGGUACGGCUCCGAAAUCUCAAAUAUCCAACCAGAAGACACACUUCUCGACGAGAAAGAGACCCGCAAGUACCAAGGGAUCGUGGGAUCACUCAUGUACAUUGCGCAAGUGUUGAGAUACGACAUCAUGUACGCGACAGGUCAGCUGGCUCGCUCGAUGGCGAAACCCAGCAAGGUUCACAUGGUGGCGGCAAAGCACACCCUUCGUUACUUGGCUGGAACGAUCGAUUUCAGUAUCACUUACAAGAAAGGUGGUUUCAAGCUCGCGACUUUCUCGGACUCCAACUGGGCGAACAACCCUGACAACGGGAAGUCCACCUCGAGCUACCUGACGAUGCUGGCGAACGCUCCCAUGAGCUUCAGGUCAGGGCUGCAAGGUCUGACAGCAAUGUCCACCAUGGAAGCAGAGCUGGUCGCGUCGGCGCUGGCGAUGAAGGAAGCAGUGUUUUGCUCCAACAUGAUGACGGAGCUUGGAUCUGGGAAAGAAUUUGCACAACUGCCCGUGUACUGCGAUAACACGGCUACUCUACAUGCAUUGGGGAACCGGUCCUUCAGCUCGAGGACCAAACACAUCGCGUUGCGGUUCUUCUUUAUUCGAGAACUGGUGACGGAGGGGAAGAUCUCCAUCCAUUACGUCCCGACGGAGGACAACCUCGCCGACAUCGGUACCAAGCAUUUCAACAAACACAGGUUCAAACACCUAAUGGACCUCAUCAACAACCUCGACGUCAACGAGUUCACCGCCGUCGAAUAAAAAGGAAAAUGAAUGAUUUGUUUGUUUGAAUGUUUCGGAUGCAGUUUACAUUUUCAUUUUAGUUAUGUAGGAAACAAGUACUAACACGUAAUUGAAAUACGGAUGAAACGCAUUUACUUGCUUGAGAUUAUCAUCAUUAGUUUGGUACAAUUCAGAGCGACUUUCAUUGAGGAGGAAUGUUAUGGAAAUGUUAGCACAUAGCCAUUAUGAGUCAAUGUUCAGUAGCACUGCACUUGUACGUCGUAGAUCAUCGUAGAUCUGUUAUGUGCCGGUUGGUACGUAACGUGCGUUGUAUAUGCGGAGGAAUUACUUCUGUAGGAUUCUAUGUUGCCUUGACGAGUAGCUCACUCUCUCGUGUGGAUCCUUCCUGACUGUCUGGCAUCGUAGCCAUCCUGGUCAUCUCUAGUACCCAGCCAUCUUCUGGACUCCUGCAUACUCUGCGGUUUAUCUGUGUGUGUUGGCCACAUAAGCGCCAGUGUUUACAACAUCUUGUCACCUUCUUCAUCACACGGAAGCACUCACGUCUUCCAGGGCGUCCACUACACUAGUGUCACCAACUUGAUUAGCGUCAAGGACACAGCCUCUCUGCCACCUUGCUGGGGUAUACCACAAUAUCCAUAAUAGACGAACUUGCCACUAUGGUGCUAUCGAAGAUGGCAACUGCUGGUGGAGGUCGUUGUCGUUGAGCUUCUUCGGCAGCGAUUGCUUCUGGCUUCAGCUGAAGCUUGUUUCGCUGGUCUAUGCGGCUGCAAACGUAGACCAGAUCUCUCUGCUCGUCCCUGAAGGCAAGAUACAUACCACGACAUGUUUGUUGAGCACUCGCAAGAUGCCUACGUGGUGUACGGCGACGGAAGCACGAAAUUCGUACAAGCCCACGUUUGCAGAGACAAGAUGGUCAUGGCUUCGAUCGCAAGACUGUGCAAGCCCGGAGCUUUCGCGGGUGCCGUAGCAUGGGUUGCGGUUUCCGAGGCAUUGGGCAUUCCGGUGAACGUGAUUCACCCCAUGGACAUUACGGCGAGGAAGAGGAUGGGCUUGGGGCUUGUCAAUGAUGGCGCGGGGCAGGAGGUGGAUGGGGACGGAUAUCAAUGGAGUUACUCCCACCGCCCACAGAAGACCCACCUGUGGCUUUUGCCUGACGCCGGAGGAAUGGCUCGUGAAGAAGUGAACAUCAUCAUGCAUGGUGAAAAGCUCCCCGGUCCUCGAAAACCCCACCGAAGAGCAACUGCAAGCUGUGGGGGAGGUGCAGCACGACACUCCAAACAUCGACGAUACGACCGACCAUUUUGCGGCCGUUGUGAUGAAGGAUGGCACUACACUUCUGUGCCCCAUACAUUUGAUUGCUCCCCGGCAGAGAGCAGCCGACGACGCGAGUGGUAAGGAGGACUACGACAAGCGGGUUCUUGCAUGCAAGGAACAACAGACCGUUCGAGAACGACAAGCCGCUGGUGUGCAAGCCGGCAGU
Molecule: messenger RNA, 3460 nt
Organism: Ectocarpus sp. CCAP 1310/34
Lineage: Eukaryota; Phaeophyceae; Ectocarpales; Ectocarpaceae
Source: the annotation of a GenBank genome assembly